AGGUACUCAUUCGUAAUAAGUACCAAAUAAACGUGCUUAUGAUUGCAUCAUCCUCGGAGUCUUUCUGCUGGUGUAGAAAACUUUGAGAAAGUGAGAUAAAGAAAGCAAGCUGCACGCAUCGUAAGUUAUUUACAAAAAGUACCGCUAUCAAGAAUUAAAUUUCAUGUGAAUUUACGAUAUUCCAAAAUUCCAAAGGUGACUCGACAGCAACUCUUUUUUGAUCGCAUAGUACAUUAAUUUAAUGCAAUAGAAUAUAUAGAUAGUCGAUGGAAAUGUCGUCGACAUCGUUUUACCGAAGUUCGUGUAGCUGCCGCCUGUUUAUGAGACGAACUAAUUCAAAUAAGUAAAUCAAUUACUAUUAUAGUUUUAACACAGCUGCUAUCCAGGAAAUCGAUGUUGAAGUUACCCAAACGUCGAACGACAAUCACCGCUAAUUAUUAAGCUUCUGAUACCUAUAUAAAAAUGAAUGUCUGUCCAAUAUAGUCCCUCAAAUAAUUCAUAACAUACCUACCCAUCCUGAGUUAUUAUCAUUGACACAAAUUUGGGGUGGUUUCUGAAGCAGCAGUGGCCAUGUAAGAUAUAUAGGUAGUUUAGUAAAUAAACUUCUUUAACAUGCGCUGCAAAAUAUGCAUUGGCCCAAUUAGUCAAAAUAUGUAAUGGGUGGCCACUUUGCCUUUUCAAAAAUUUGGUUUUGAAUUUGUAUUUUGUAUGACAUAGGAAAAUUUACACAUCUACCGCUUUAUAGCGAACAUGAACAAAAGUAUAUCUCGAGUAAGAACGAUAACAGUGUGUGUAUUUCGAUAAACGCCACGGAGACCAGUUUGUAAGGAGGUUUUCGGCAAACGAGGUUAGACUGUUGAUGAGUUAGCACGUACAGUAUUUGUGUGUGGGAAUUUAUGCGAUUAUUAGAUACUAAUUUCGCGAGCGGUUACGUACCAAUUUAAUAGCGCUAAAAUUUUCGUUUGUGAAAGUUUAUCUAGUACCUGUAAAGGUUGACCAACUUUAUUUUGAGUAUUAGGACGUACUUAGGUCUCAAAUUCGGGCCCUUUGUACUACCUCCCUGACUAGAGUCGUCCGAUUCCUCAACGUCACUCAAGCCUUCCCACACGUGAGAUGAACCUAAGGAUGCCGGAAGUCCGAGUACCUCCAACCCCUAAACGUGGAUGCUAGUGUAGCGCUUUUUAACCUGGAUAGGGGGGGGGGGUAUUCUUUCUGAUAAGUAAGUAAGUAAUUAUCGAUGAAUUGCUCCAUUAUUGGAAUACAGCAACAUAACAUAGUAGAUAACGCUUUACGAAAAAGUGAAGAUAGAUUUGGUCACACAUAUCUAUGUACGAAUGUGUUCAUGCUUAUUUGUCUCUCACGUAAGUACCUAAUAUUUAUAGCAACCUGUGCUUAUGCUAAUUACCUAUGUUCCCAUGGUAUUGCACAAUAUUUUGUAGUUACUCAUAUUGAAACAUCGCAGUUUAUUCCUCCCAGUGCCUUUUGAGUGGUUGACCUAGUUCAAAACUAUAUAGCAAGUUAUGAAGUGGGUGAUCCAUAUUCUAAUAUUUGGGAUGUAGCCUACUUUGGAUGUUAUCGUGAACAUAUCCUACAGGUUUAACUAUGGAACCGAUUGUGUGAGCUCUGUGGUAUUAACUGAUUUGGAUCGAUUGAUCAAAUACCAUUUUCAAUCGUUGGUGAAUGAACUGUAUUUUGUGAUACUAACUUGCAGUACAAAUAUUAUUAUCACUAUUACAUGGAAUGAUAUUUUACGAAAUGUGCGAUUUCAACGUGUUGGCGCAAGUUGUGGUAGUCUUCUUCUCUUUAUUGCUUUCACUGGUUUGCUCCUGCUUAUCCACUGACAUUUUAUCGAUAGGAAUGUCAGGACACAUCAUUGUAACGUGUUUUUUUAGCACAUAGGUACUGCACAGUGAAUCUUGUUCGGACACUUUUUCGAAAUGUGACCUGACUUAAAGCAACGCAAACAUUUUUGUCGAUCUUCGGAAAUCAUUCUCAACUUAAUUGGUUCCGUAGAAUGCCAUUUCUGAAGAAUUUUAGUCUUCCAGACCCUUUUCAUACGGUAACGUACAUUUAAUUACGUCGUUUAUUUAUAACAAUAUUAUUAACAAUAAAUUUAUAAGUCUUGAAAUGAUUUAAUUUAUAACAAUAAAAUAUUUAAUGAUGACUUACAAUUUAUAACAACGUAACACAAGUGCAUCGAAAUAAGAACUGAACCCGGAAUACGAUUUGCUUAUAUAGUCAAUAACAUUCUUUCUAGAAUGUGCUUCCACUGUCCUCGAGUUCUCAAAGUUCUCAAUGGCUAUAGCUUUAGGUAACGACCGUUGCCACUCUGGGCUACUCUCACUGGUUGUAAGACGACGUCCUCAAUGGGAAUUCGCUGAAAGAAAAUAACGAUGAAUGUUUAGAAGAAGAGUUCAGAAGCAGUCACUCAGGCAAUGGUUCACAUGAUGGAUCAGCCGUUUACAAAUCUUGAAUUGCAGUUCACUGAAUUCUAAGUUUCAUUGCAGCGUACGGAGGUGGAGCAGAAUCAAUGAACGGGCUGAUAAAACGCAUAUUUUGCUACAAAAAUCAAAACCCGGAAAUGAUUCCUCUGCAUUGCAAACGUGCUAGGGAUCAAGCACGUAUUUGGGCAUCUUCACAUAAAGCAGAAAUGAAGGUUCUAGAUGCUUGCCUACAUGGAUGGAAGCUCAGUUACUUCCUGCGUGGAUGCCAAUUCCGCCAGCAAGCGCACCCAGGGCCCAAACACUUCAGUAACGAAUAUAUACUCUCUGGUUUUGAAUGAGUGUUGACUGAAUGGUAACCAAUCUUAUAAACGCCGCUGACAUGUACCAAACAAUUUAAUACGAAAUAAUGACCGGAGCAAAACGCCGAUACCCAAAUCCCCUACAGAAUGCUAACGCUUUGUCUUCAGCUACAUUUUAUUACACGUUGCCAACUUUUACCCACACAAAGCGCACCAAAAGACAAUUUGAAGAAGAUGACCUCUAUGAAACCCUCACCGAACAUCAAUCAAAAAUGUUGGGCGACAAAGUAGAAGCAUUAUGGAAAAAGCAGUUUGAAAAACAAAAAAAGCCUUCAUUAACAAGAGUUUUAAUUUCAGCUUUUGGUUUUGAAAUGUUCAUUUCGGGUUUAUUAUUAGGAGUCGCAGAGCUAAUACUUAAGCCAGCACAAGCCGUACUUCUUGGCCGUUUCCUUUUGUACUACAUGUUUACCGCCGAUGAAGAUGUCCAGGUAAACCAUUUCCAAACGCGGUUGUACGCUGGUGGCAUCGUUUUAGCAUCAUUUCUCCAAGUACUGUGUCUCCAUCCUGUCGUGUUACGUCUAAAAACGGUUGGCUUGAAAGUGAAGAUAGCGUGCUGCUCGUUAAUAUACCGGAAAGCCUUAAAGUUGAAUCAGGAGGCUUUCGUUAACACAAGCGUGGGACAAAUUGUUAAUUUGAUAGCGUCAGAUGCUCCAGUGUUCAUUAUGGUUGGAUUUAUGUUCAAUUACUUGUGGCUUGCUCCAUUGCAGUGCAUCAUCGUUACGUAUCUAAUGUAUGAAGAAGUUGGGCUUUCAUCAGUGUUUGGCGUUACAGUACUAUUUCUGCUUAUACCCAUUCACCAUUUAUUGAGUAAGGCAGCGUCAAAGUAUCAGUGGAAAUCUUCUUCGCGUACUGAUGACAGGGUGCGCUAUAUGGAUGAAAUAAUUUUAGGAAUCAAAAUCAUGAAAAUGUACGUUUGGGAAAAGAUUAUAAAAACUGCUUUGCUCUCCAUGCGCGAUUUUGAAAUGAAAUAUAUUCGAUUAUCGAUGUAUCUCAAAUCAGUAAACGUCUCGUUCGAUAGUUUAUUGGUACCAGUUGCGAUUUAUGUGUCUAUUAUAUCAUACGUGCUACACAAUGAUAUAAAACCAGACAAAGUGUUUACAUUGCUGAUAUUUUACAAUUCACUAAGGGGAGCCAUGGCAUCAGCGUUUCCAUCAGCGAUUAAUUAUCGUGCUUUGGCAUUCGUCGCAAUAAGGCGAAUGGAGCAGUUUCUACUUCUACCGGAAGUUGCAUUGGUGACCAUCGAGAGUACAACGGAUCCAAUCGCAAUUAAAAUUAUCGAUGGAGAGGCAAAAUGGAGUGAAACUUCUACCUUGCAAAAAAUUAACUUUACAGUAAAACCAGGUGAUUUGGUUAUCGUAACUGGACCGGUCGGUUGUGGAAAAUCCAGUUUACUAAAUGUAAUCUUAAAAGAACUACGUUUAAUUUCUGGAAAAAUUCGGAUAAAUGGGCAAAUCAGUUAUGCAUCUCAGGAUGCUUGGCUGUUCGGUGGAAGUAUUCGGGAUAAUAUUCUCUUCGGUGAACAAAUCGAACUCAAACGUUAUAAUGAAGUUGUUCGCAUUUGCGCUCUCGAAGACGACUUUGCUUUAUUCCCAUUGGGCGACCAUGAACUGGUGGGAGGAAGAGGCACUAGCUUAAGCGGCGGUCAAAAAGCAAGAAUAAAUUUGGCACGCGCCAUUUAUCGCGACGCUGACAUUUAUUUGUUGGACGAACCUUUUGCCGCCGUAGAUGCUCAUGUUAGUCGGCAAAUCUUUCAAGAGUGUAUUAAAAGAUUUUUGGCAAAAAAGACUGUCGUAUUAGUUACACAUCAGCAACAGUAUUUCAAAGAGGCAGAUGAAAUAAUUACAAUGGAAAAUGGUACAGUAAUUUCACAAGUUCCAUGGACAGAAAACGACGGUCUUGAGUCCUUUAGCCAUCAAGAUGACAUUGAUAGAACAGUUCAAGAAGGCUAUAAGUUGACAAAUGGGGCAGUGGAUAAUAAAGACAUAGAAAAAGAACAAACUUCAGAGGGAUCUGUAUCCUACACUGUAUACAGGAAGUACGCUACAGCUAAUGGAUUUUUUUGCUUUGCGAUACUUACCGUCUUGUUCCUGCUCACCCAAGUACUCCUAAGCAGUGGUCCUUACUUUUUAACACAUUGGGUGAACAAGGCUCAAAUUGGCGAAAUGUCUACCAAUGCCAGCCACACUUCUGAGGUCUUAGUGCAUUCCAAGACCAUGCACAUCUAUAUCUACUCCGCCAUAACAUUUGCCUGCGUUGUAACUGUUCCAUUGCGAUCCUACUUAUUCUUCUUUUCAGUAUUGAAGUCUUCCCAAAAAUUGCACAAUAACAUGUUUAACAACGUAAUCGGUGCUACUAUGCAUUUUUUUAACACGAACUCACCAGGAAGAAUCAUAAACCGUUUUUCUCAGGACAUUGGUGCCGUUGAUAGUAAAUUACCAUAUGUACUUAUUGCCACGGUGCAGUUAUUACUGGAGGCGUUUGCUGCAGUUAUGCUGAUAUCAAUUGUAAAUUAUUGGCUCUUAUUACCGGCAAUAAUAAUGGCUAUUAUUUCUUACUACUUAAAACUGUUUUGCUUGUUGACCAGUCGGGAUUUGAAGCGACUGGAAGGUGUAACACGAAGUCCUGUUUUUGAACACUUAAGUUCGUCACUGCAAGGACUUAGCACCAUUCGCGCCCUUCAGAGUGAAACAGUUUUAAAGGAAAAAUUUGACGCGCAUCAGGAUUUGCACAGCUGUAGCCACCAUUUAUUCUUUGCCACAUCACAGGCGUUUGGAUACUUUAUAGAUUGUCUGUGUGCCUUGUAUGUUGCGGUUGUUACGCUGAGCUUUGUAAUUUAUGACAAUGGGUCUCUUAGUGGUGAUGUAGGAUUAGCGAUAACACAGUCCAUAUCACUAAUUGCCUAUCUUCAGUACGCAAUGCAACAGACGGCAGAGCUUGAAAACAACAUGACAUCCGUAGAACGCAUUUUAGAGUAUGACGCUAUCGAACAAGAAGACAAAUGUAGUACCGAACCGCUCAAAACCUGGCCGAAAUCGGGUGGGAUACUUUUCCGCAACCUUUCCCUUAAAUAUUCGCCACUUGGUUCCACUAUACUGAAAAAUUUAAAUUUUGAAAUUUUCCCAAGGGAGAAGAUUGGAAUCAUUGGAAGAACAGGUGCGGGAAAAUCAUCCAUUGUUAACGCUCUUCUUCGACUAAGUUACACGUCGGGAGAUAUUUUAAUCGACAACGUUGACAUAAAAACUUUGAAUUUGCAAGCGGUGCGAUCAAAAAUAUCAGUUAUUCCUCAAGAUCCUACUUUGUUCUCGGGUACAUUGCGACAAAAUUUGGAUCCAUUCGAGGAAUACAAUGAUGAAGUGUUGUGGAAGUCACUCGAAGAAGUUGAGUUAAAAAGCUUCUUUGAAUCCCAGCCCGAAGGACUGUUUCACGUGAUCGUUCAAGGCGGAACCAACAUAAGCGUUGGCCAACGUCAGCUAAUAUGUCUAUCUCGCGCGAUUUUACGUAAUAACAACAUACUAAUCAUGGAUGAAGCAACUGCAAAUGUUGACUUAGAAACUGACAAUUUAAUACAGAGGACAAUUAGGAGAAAGUUUGAGAACUGUACAGUGCUUACUAUAGCGCAUAGGUUACAAACAUUAUUAGAUUCUGAUAGAGUUCUAGUUAUGAAUUCUGGUGAAGUGAUUGAAUUUGAUAAGCCAUCAGUGUUGCGUGAGAAUACUAACGGAUACUUUUAUAAAGUUGUUCAAAAAAUGAACCUAGGAUAAAUACACUUACUGAUAUACCA
Molecule: messenger RNA, 6584 nt
Organism: Photinus pyralis (common eastern firefly)
Lineage: Eukaryota; Metazoa; Arthropoda; Insecta; Coleoptera; Lampyridae
Product: probable multidrug resistance-associated protein lethal(2)03659
Exons: 12
Coding region: 2851-6564 (1237 amino acids)
Biological process (GO): transmembrane transport
Cellular component (GO): membrane
Molecular function (GO): ABC-type transporter activity; ATP hydrolysis activity; ATP binding
Source: RefSeq, a predicted model, not a curated record